Molecule: messenger RNA, 1968 nt
Organism: Penicillium nucicola
Lineage: Eukaryota; Fungi; Ascomycota; Eurotiomycetes; Eurotiales; Aspergillaceae
Exons: 2
Coding region: 1-1968 (655 amino acids)
Molecular function (GO): long-chain fatty acid-CoA ligase activity; long-chain fatty acid transmembrane transporter activity
Source: RefSeq, a predicted model, not a curated record
AUGUUUCCUUCCCUCCCAGAUAUUCCCUUGGGUCUUGCGCUACCAGCCGCGGCGACAACGCUGGCAUACUUGAAUGCAAAAUGGUCACUUUCCUACGAUGUCAAUAUGAUCAGAUCGCUUUUCAAGAUGAGCAUGAAAUUACGAUUUGCUGAACGUGGCGACCGUCUGAAUCUCUUCUACACAUUGGAAGCCUUUGCACUUGCCCCCACAACCGCCAACCACCCUUUCAUUGUUUAUAAUGGCAAAACAUGGACAUUUCAUGAAACGUAUCUUAUGACACUACGCUAUGGAUCCUGGUUUAAGAAGAACCAUGGUGUCAAACGCAAAGAAAUCGUCGCUAUCGACUUCAUGAACUCGUCCACGUUCCUCUUCAUGGUGCUUGGACUUUGGAGUAUUGGAGCAGUUCCGGCGCUGAUCAACUAUAACCUGGCUGGCAAGCCACUCACUCACUCGAUCCGGGCAUCCACCGCGAAGCUCCUGAUUGUCGAUCCGGAUGUUAGCCACUGCUUCCCGGAUGAGCAGCAAAAGGUUUUGACUUCACCGGGCUUCCGGGAUGGCAAGAGCUCAGUCAAAAUUGUAUUCCAUACCCCUGAGCUGGAAGCCGAGAUUAUGGGAUUGGAGCCUGUCCGGGAAGAUGACGAGGCCCGCAAUGGGUUGACACCCCGCGAUAUGGCCAUGUUGAUCUACACCAGUGGCACUACUGGACUUCCAAAACCUGCCAUUGUUAGCUGGAAGAAGUGCUGGUCUGGAAGUGGGUUCAUUUCAGAUUGGAUGGGCGUCACUCCUUCUGACAAGUUCUUCACAUGCAUGCCUCUCUACCAUAGUUCUGCUUCGGUGCUCGGCUUUAUAACUUGCUUGAUGAGUGGAUCAACUCUGGUCCUUGGCCGUCGAUUCUCAGCGCGGAACUUUUUGAAAGAGGCUCGUGAGAAUGAUGCCACAAUAAUUCAAUAUGUGGGCGAAACACUACGCUACCUCUUGGGCGUAGCCCCUGAGAUAGAUCCAGUAACUGGCGAGGACCUUGACAAGAAACACAAGAUCCGUUUAGCAUUUGGAAAUGGUCUGCGGCCUGACAUCUGGAACCGGUUUAAAGAGCGCUUCAAUAUUCCAACCAUCGCUGAGUUCUAUGCAGCCACGGAAGGCACUGCGGGUGCAUGGAACAUCUCGUCCAACAAUUUCUCUGCAGGUGCCAUCGGUCGAAACGGUGCCAUCGGAGACAUUGUUUUUGGCCGUUCAACCGCGAUUGUGGAUGUUGACCAUGAAACUCAGGAGCCUUGGCGUGAUCCGAAGACUGGUCUUUGCAAGAAGGUCCCACGAGGUGACCCGGGCGAGCUGCUAUUCGCUAUCGAUGCAAAAGAUCCCACUGCGGCUUUCCAGGGCUACUUUGGAAAUAAGAAAGCGACAGAAGGCAAGAUCAUCCGCGAUGUAAUCAAGAAGGGCGACGCCUACUUCCGCACCGGUGAUAUGAUUCGAUGGGACAGAGAUGGCCGCUGGUUCUUCUCUGACAGAUUGGGUGAUACAUUCCGAUGGAAGAGCGAGAAUGUUUCUACUAGCGAGGUCUCCGAGGUCUUGGGUGCCCACCCCGAAGUUUACGAAGCCAACGUGUAUGGCGUAGCACUUCCAAACCAUGAUGGCCGUGCAGGAUGUGCAGCCAUAGUAUUCCAACAACAGAUGUCAAAGGGGAACAAGUCCGACCCUGCAUCUGAACCAUCAAGCGAGGUUCUUGCUAGCCUGGCUGCACAUGUCCUCAAGAAUUUACCUAGGUUUGCCGCUCCCCUCUUCUUGCGGGUCACACCUGAGAUGCAGUCAACUGGCAACAACAAGCAGCAGAAGCAUGCUUUGCGGACCGAAGGUGUAAGCCCAGCCCUAGUUUCCAAGAAAGACUUGAUCUAUUGGCUUCAGGGUGACACCUAUGUUCCCUUUGGGCAGAAGGACUGGGACCGCAUGAAUGGUGGUCAAGUUCGACUUUGA